AGUAGCAGUACCGCGUAAACUUUUGUCCUCACAUGCGCAAGUAUCUCUAUCAGUUCAAUGCGCAUAACGUACAUUUGUUGUUUAUAUCGAGCACAUUCAAAUUGCACUUGAUAAAAAAUAUUCAUACUCGAGAAAACAAUGAACGAAUUCCAGAUUAUAAACAGUGUUUUAAAAGGUGAAGCUGUUGUGGUUGAUGAAAAACAUUUCACUUAUGUUGAAAGGCUUUUUCCCCAAUUAGGCGAGAGUCCAAAAAUAUUUCUCAUCUGCAAAAGUAUUGUAUCGACCAUCAAUUCUGCGCAUCGAGAAUUGACGAAAAUAACAGAUGAAUCUUUAGAAGUAACAAAUCAUGAUGUUACUGGAUCACCCUUGAAACACUCUUUUGGUGAAGAAAGUUUCAAUUUUACAAUUCUUAGCACAAAAAGAAAUUGGGCCAAAGAUGAAGAAAACUACAUGCCGUUGUCUAGACUUCGAGCAAAUACCAUAUUGAACCUAUGUCUUGAAUGUCACAAUGCAAAAUGGUCAAUGCCUGUAUUUGUUCUUUGUGAUGGUUCUGACAAAGAAAGCACAGUUUUACUUGGAACAUUUAGAGAGUCAGAAUGGUUUUCCACUAUGAAAGUUUGCGUCAAAGGUUUGGUAGGAUCUUCGGAAGUUCAUAAUUCCAGCUCACUGAUGGAAGAACACUUGAAAUUAUCUUCUGCGUCCGAACAUGAGGUAAUCGUAGUUGCAUCAAGCACAUACGAGUUUUUUGGGACCAAUAAAAAUUCUGUAGACUGGACAGAGAAUGAGAAAACUAAUUUUGAAGGAUAUUUAGGCUUGGAAUUGAGCUGGAAUACUUUGUCGUUUUUACCACCUACGAGAAUAAUUUCCAAUCAUUUGGUGGCUGAAGUAGCAGUUGGAUGGAAAGACAGUCCAUUGAGUGAUCUGUGGAAUCAGCUAUUAUUGCUCAACGAGUACUUGAUGAUUCUUGAUACAUAUCAGAAAAAAAAUUUGAGUUCCAGAUAUAGCGUUAUGCCCUUGAUGUUUCCACAAAGUUUCAGCACUCCUUACAUCAAGAAAUCGGAACAUUUAUUAGAAAAUUUGAAUCGUCUUUUGAGCGGGGAUACUGAUUAUGAAAAUGAUGAUGAUGAUGAUGAUCACUCAGUUCGUAAGGACAAACGACCUUUUAAUACCGCUGCAGGGUUUGACGAUGAUGCCCUUUUGCGAAAUAACUUGAACGAAUUAUCCUCUAGACAAAAUCUUGAUUUUACUGAUCAUCUUUGGCGAUUGUGCAUCGGUGCAAGCGAUUAUGCGCAAAUGACGGAUUGUCUUCAUACAGUUUUUGAAGAAAUUGUUAAUAAUCAUUACAAACCGCAGAUAAACGGAUUACAACCGACGCGACUUGCUAAUCUAAUAAAUGAUUUGACAUCCCAAAAUGCUACGGUGCCUUCGCUUGCUGGAAGUCUUCCACUGGAACUUGUCAUUGAUAUGGGCAUGGAAAAAAUGAUUCGGGAUUACAAGUAUUUAUUGUUGAGUGGGAAUCUCGCUGAUUUGCAUAAUAUGCGUGAAAAAUUAUCAAACGUUUCCACAGAGGAUUUUAACAUUGAUAAUUAUAGAACACUCCUGACAGCCAUGGCUCGAAUUCACAUCUGCCUCGAGUUUUUGCUUCUCGUGCAAAACAAUUUGGCCUGCAGAUUGGACAUGUCUUACGCCUUUUUCGAUUAUACCAUGAAAUGGUAUACGUCAAAUGAGUCACCGAUUAAAUCUUUUAACGAUUUGAUCGAUAACCCGAUUUACACAUUGAAAGCACCGGGAUCGAAUGCAGUGCUAAAAGAAGUUGCCAAAGCUUUACCGAAUACGUGGCGAGCUACGUUAACUUCGUGUCGUCAAACUAGAAAAUCUACAACUACGACAUACUACAGUCUUGUGCCAAUAUUUCCUCCAAAUAUUUAUAACGCAGAUGAUCCAAUCGAAGGAGAAGAAAGUUUCCACGUUACGAAAGUCAUUUCGUCCUCGUACAAAAUUUGUUAAAUCGACUGAGGAAUAAAAUGCGCUAUCAAUUAAAUAAUUGACUCGUGUGUGGAGUUGGUGUACAACUUUUUUCAUGAAAAACAUCCAUUCGGAUGUUUUUUAUCUUCAACUGAAGCAAGGUUGCAAGAAAAUUCUGAAAAUUAAGAAGUUGGAAGCGAUCUUCGGAGGAACAAGUAUGAAGGGGCCUUGCUGAAGUUUCGAAUAAUAAUCCCAAUUUCAUUAUUAGUUAGAAAAAAGAAAUAAUCGCAUACUAUAUAUAUAUAUAUAUAUAUUUUGUUCGUUAACGUGAUAAUUGUAAAAGCAUAGUUCGAAUACAUUCAAUGUAUAAAUAUAACUACAUGUAUGAGUG
Molecule: messenger RNA, 2356 nt
Organism: Venturia canescens
Lineage: Eukaryota; Metazoa; Arthropoda; Insecta; Hymenoptera; Ichneumonidae
Gene: Zwilch
Product: zwilch kinetochore protein
Exons: 11
Coding region: 139-2007 (622 amino acids)
Biological process (GO): mitotic spindle assembly checkpoint signaling; protein localization to kinetochore
Cellular component (GO): RZZ complex
Source: RefSeq, a predicted model, not a curated record